Protopterus annectens (West African lungfish) is the source of this 638-nucleotide messenger RNA. Its product is annotated as progonadoliberin-2. The transcript has 4 exons. Gene Ontology annotation, biological process: multicellular organism development. Gene Ontology annotation, cellular component: extracellular region. NCBI's taxonomy places the organism in Eukaryota, Metazoa, Chordata, Ceratodontiformes, Protopteridae. The record is from RefSeq and is a predicted model, not a curated record. The coding region runs from base 67 to 354 and encodes 95 amino acids. Gene Ontology annotation, molecular function: hormone activity.
UGAGAUGAUCAGUGACCAAGGGAAUCCUGCCAGUGAAGGACUGAGCUUCAAGCAUUAGAAAGCCAUAUGCAGCCAAACGGCACUAAGUAUCCUAACAUGGUGUGCCAGCGCAGAGUCCUGAUCCUGGUCUUUGCUUUGUUGGUAAUCGGCAUCCAACUCUCCCAAGCUCAGCACUGGUCUCAUGGAUGGUAUCCCGGUGGAAAGAGAGAGCUUGACAUGCCACAGGUAUCAGAGGUCUCAGAAGAAAUCAAGUUAUGUGAUGGAGAGGAGUGCACUUAUGUGCGGAGCCCUAGAAGGAAUUUCUUGAAAAACAUUUUGGCUGACAUUCUGUCAAGACAGCUUCAGAAAAAGUGAGAUUCCUUAUUGCAAGCCAUGUAUGGAACAAUGUCUUUAUCUGACGAAGAGCCACCUAUUUUGUUUAUAUACUUUGUGAAAAUGUUAAAAUAUUUGUAGUGUUUCUACUGUUAUUAUUAGCUGUUUUGAAAAAAAAAUAAAUACAAUUUUCAUAUCAGCUUUUGUUUUACACAAAACUGUAAACAAUGCUUUGAUGUAUUGCUGUGCACUUUCAGGAAAUUAAUAAAAAUAUUUUGCUACAGAUGUAACACGUGCAGAUAUUCAUCCCCAGUGCCUGUUAUAAA